AUGAAUGAAGGUACUGAAGUCGAGAGGACUUUUGCCCGAGAUAGAGUCAGUGGACGUGGGUCUCUACGAGCAUUGCGUGCUUGGAAAGCAGAAGCGACGGUGACAUCUCUUGGAGGAUCGAUGUACUACAUGACGUUCGUUGAUGACUGCACAAGAAAGGUAUGGGUGUACUUUCCGAAAAGAAAAUCCGAUGCCUUUGAUACUUUCAGGAGAUGGAGAGCACUCGUGGAGAAAGAGACAGGUUUGGAAGUGAAAUGUCUCAGAUCCGACAACGGUGGCGAGUACAACAGUGAAGCCAUCAAAGAAUACUGCGCUGAUAAUGGGAUCCAGAUGCAGAAGACGGUCCCAAGGACACCUCAACAAAAUGGCAUUGCGGAGAGGAUGAACAGGACACUGAAUGAGCAUGCGAGAUGCAUGCGAUUGAAGAAUGAGAUCGAGCGUACAGAAGAAGAGGCAGAACCAGAAUCAGAUGAACCGAUUGCUGAGAACAACACGCCUCUGCACUGGGCCGAGAACCGAGGAUGA
Molecule: messenger RNA, 525 nt
Organism: Striga hermonthica
Lineage: Eukaryota; Viridiplantae; Streptophyta; Magnoliopsida; Lamiales; Orobanchaceae
Source: the annotation of a GenBank genome assembly